This is a messenger RNA of Tribolium castaneum (red flour beetle), 1541 nucleotides long. RefSeq names its product Mitochondrial calcium uptake 3 (gene MICU3). The transcript is spliced from 8 exons. Gene Ontology annotation, cellular component: uniplex complex. Bases 33 to 1373 code for a protein of 446 amino acids. Lineage: Eukaryota; Metazoa; Arthropoda; Insecta; Coleoptera; Tenebrionidae. Gene Ontology annotation, molecular function: calcium ion binding. Gene Ontology annotation, biological process: calcium import into the mitochondrion; mitochondrial calcium ion homeostasis. The record is from RefSeq and is a predicted model, not a curated record.
UAACCUCCAGUUAUCAGCUGUUAUCUUAAAAAAUGGCUAGCAUUUGCAAGAUCGUGCAAAGUUCACUAACUCGAAGAAAGCCGCUAAGUUUUUGUAAGUUUUUCCACAAUGCUAGUCCCAAGUCACGACCAAACCGUUUGGCUUCUGUCGUGUGUGCGGUCGGUGGGACUGUCGUCUUCUACACGGCCUUUAAAUGCCGACAAACCCAAAGCAUACAUGCCUCCCAAUUGAAAGAGGAGGAAUCAAAAGUUGUCAAAUUAACAUCGCGGGAAAAGAGAUUUAUACGCUUCGCUUCGGUCGAAUUCGACGGACAACUCUACAUGACCCCGCAGGACUUCCUCGAAUCGGUGGUCGAAGCCGAGCCCCGACCCCGUCUUAAACGCAAAAUCCUGACGGCGAAAGAGCUGGAAAAAAUCAAAGACUCGACUCCGCCGCUCAACCAAGGCUCGCCCCGGUUUUUCCGCACUUUGCGCGACAAAGGCAUUAUUUCAUACACCGAGUAUUUGUUCCUUCUCUCAAUUUUGACAAAGCCACAAUCCGGCUUCCGCAUCGCAUUUAACAUGUUCGACACCGAUGGUAACGAGCGAGUCGACAAAAACGAGUUUCUUGUGAUUCGUAAACUAUUGGCAGGCAAAAAAACUGAAGACGCUGUACCUAUGGAGAAAAUCUUCAGCCACGCGUGGAAGGGCAAGCGGGGGAUCGCCAGCGAGGAGAACGAGCCGAUCCUCCCGAUCCAGGAGCACUACGUUGAUGAUGAGCAGGGGCUCCAGCGAAGGCACACCGUGGACACCACCCUCAUUGUGCACUUCUUCGGGCCGAAGGGAAACAACGAACUCAACUUCGAGAAUUUUAAACAGUUCAUGCUCCACCUCCAAACCGAGGUUCUGGAGCUGGAGUUUAGCGAGUUCUCGAAGGGACUUCCGACCAUUUCUGAGGUCGAUUUUGCCAAAAUCAUGCUGCGUUACACUUAUCUAGACACGGACGAGUACGACAUGUACUUGGACCGACUACUGGACAGGAUUAAGGAGACCAAAGGCAUUACAUUCGAGGAGUUCAACGUGUUUUGCCAGUUCCUCAACAAUUUGGAAGACUUCACCAUCGCAAUGCGCAUGUAUACCUUGGCGGACCACCCGAUUUCCAAAGAUGAGUUCCAUCGGGCCGUGAAAAUAUGCACUGGUACUAGUCUAAGCCCGCAUCUAGUCCACACAGUAUUUGCGAUUUUCGACGUCGAUGGAGACGGACUGUUGAGUUACCGCGAGUUUAUCGCAAUUAUGAAAGACCGCCUGCAUCGAGGCUUCAAAUCAUACACCAAAAAUGAAGGUUGGGAGGCAUUCAAAAGUUGCAUCAAGCAAGAAAUGAAGAACCCGACAUAGAAACUAAGUAUUUAUUUGUGAUAACCGCAUUUUCACAUUGGAGAGUUCUAGUAUUGCCAUCUAGUCAGAAUUUUUAUGACGUUCCUGUCAUUUUCACGGAUUGUUACUAGUCGUUGCGACAGUAUUGUUUCAUGUAUAAGUUACCAAAUAAAUGAAUUACACACUUUA